Molecule: messenger RNA, 932 nt
Organism: Paramecium sonneborni
Lineage: Eukaryota; Ciliophora; Oligohymenophorea; Peniculida; Parameciidae
Source: the annotation of a GenBank genome assembly
CAAUAUUAAAAAAAAUAGAUGGAUAUUUAAAUUGAAUACGAGGGAAAAACUGAUACAUACUAUGGUGUUUCCUCAUAUGAAGAACUUAUACAAGAAAUAUUGCAAAAAUAUUCAAUUAUUACUGAUAUUGAUUUAUCUUAUUAGGAUGAAGAAGGUGAUACAAUUUAAGUGUCAAACACAAGUGAUUUAUAUGCAAUUGUAGGACUUUUAAUUUUAUUAUUUAGAAUGAUUUCCAAUAAGUACUAAUUCAAAUGCAUGCAACUAUUGAUUAAGAAAAAUUAUUGAAUUUAGAGAAGGAGAAGAAAAAGUAAGAAGUUAGAUAAAAAAAAAUUAAAGAACAAUAAUAAAAGAAAUAAUAAGUAAAAUGAAAUUAAUAUUAUAAAGGCAAUUGAAAAUGAAUUAUAGACACUAGCUAAAUUGUAAUAAGAGUUUGCACAAAAUUAAUAAUAAGAUGAAUAUGAACUUGAAUAGUUAAUUCAAGAAUAAUUAAAACUCGAGUCAUAUAAGCCAGAUCCCCUUCCAGAUUUUGAAAUAGCAUUAAAUGAAGCUAACUUAUUUGAUAGGAUUAAAGAAAAAGAAGAAUAAUUAUUAUAUUUAGAUGUAAUUUAUUUUGAAAUAUAAUAAUAUAGGAUAAGAAGGGAUUUGAAACUUAAUUAAAAACAAUUUAAAAAGAAAUUCAUGAUAUUUUCCAUUCAAUAUAUGAAGAAAGAAAGAAUUAGUAUUAAGAAAAUUAUAAGAGAUGGAAUUAAACAAAAUAGAGUUUAGUAAAGAAUGGAGAAUAGAUAGAAAAAAAGAGAUAAAAGAUUAAGAAAUAAAAAGAUUCUUUUGAAGUAAAAUUGCAAAAUCAUUAAGAAAAAUUGCAAAAACUUUAACAUGGAUUAGAAAAAUGUGAUGAUGAUACAGAGUGAAUAAAAUAUAAAUAAUAUCAUUAU